AUGCGCCCUAAGGAGACCGACGGUCGCAAAGGCGAUGGAGGUGAAUGGGUGGAAGUUCGCCGGAGAAACUUUCAGGUUAACAAGAUAAUCACCUCAUUCUAUGUCUCUAACCUUCAAGAUGAUGUUAUAAAUGCUAUGCUGAAGGAAGCUUUCCAUAGUUUUGGAAACCUGGUUGAUGUUUACAUCCCCGGCAGGAAAGACAAAGCAGGCUCGUUCUUCGCGUUCAUUAAAUAUAAAUGUGUUCUAGAUGCAACUGCUAUGGCUAGAACAUUGGACGGAGUUAGAUGUGGUCAAUGCAUUACAAAGGUAAACGUCUCUAAGUUUGAGAAGAAACCCAUUCACAAACCUGGUGUGAAGUUCGUCAACAAAUCUCAACCUCCAAAAAUGCCUUUCGGCGGCUGGAACAAGGUCAGAGAUGAUAGAUCCUUCGCCGACGUUAUGGGAAGGCGCAACAACUCAUCUAAGGUGCAUCCUCCUCCUGUGGUCUCGGAAAUCAAACUAUCACAGGUUCUUGCAAUGGAGAGAUCUUGCAAUAUGAUUCUUCUUGGUGAAGUCACAAGCUUUGACCUUCUCAACGAUCUUCCAAAUCUGUUGAAUGCUGAUGGUUGCAUCCCAUGCCAAGUUUUCUUUGCUGGAGGUUUGAAGGUAUUACUAAAGUUUCAUGUACAAGGUGAUGCUACUGGAUACCUCAACAAUGAAUACAGAUGGAAUAGAUGGUUCAAAUGGUUAAAGUUGGGGUUUAAUGAAGAAUUGCAAUUCGAGAGACAAGCAUGGGUUAAGAUCAUCGGUCUUCCCAUUCACUUACGGUCUGAUGCCAACGUUACUUCAAUUGUUAGCUCGCUCGGUAAAAUAUUGGAAGUGGAUGGUCAAAAUUGGAGGUGUAUUAAUUUGGCGUCUGCUCAUGCCCGCAUCCUCACCGCCAGUAAAAAACUCAUAAACGAGGAAGUUUGUUGUACCUUCAAUGGGAAGUCCUUCUGCAUUGGCAUCGUCAAAUGUGUUGAUGUCUGGGAACCAUUCUCCAAGUACUAUAAUUCCAAUGAUUGCUCCCCAGACCCUGACAACAUGGAGGAUUUGGUGGAUGAUGUCGUAGAUAAGGCCUCUUCAGAUGAAGAUGACGAUGGUAUUUCUGAUACCUGGUGCGAAAACUCUCAUGAUCUGGAAGAAGGUGAAAUCGGCGGGAACUCCGGUGAACAAAAUCCUAUUAUUGAUGGCAACGAUGACGUCAGGCGGCAAUCGACAACGGCUUCGAUUUCGGUGAUUCCCGAUAACGUUAAUGAAAUAUUAAAUGCGGAACAUGAAAAGUCAUCUGGCACGCUUGAUUCUAACAGGUCAGCCGAUUUUGUUCAUGUUGGGCCAACUAUUCCUUUUAAUUCCCCCUUGCCCCCAGAUGGGCUGUUACCCAAUUCGUUAGCCCAAAUUAAUGGUGAUCCAGAUCCAUUACUUGACGCCCCCAUCACGAUAUCUGGUGUCAGUGAAUCUAAAUCCAAAAAAAGAAAAUUAGAUAGAUCCACUUUUAAUAUUCCCGCUUUCUCCCUUCCCCCUCGCCGCUUAUCCACUGAAUUCAGGAUCUCUCCCAAUCGUAACCUGGGCCGAUGGUGA
Molecule: messenger RNA, 1599 nt
Organism: Lactuca virosa
Lineage: Eukaryota; Viridiplantae; Streptophyta; Magnoliopsida; Asterales; Asteraceae
Source: the annotation of a GenBank genome assembly